CCUUCCUCCUAGAUCCUUUCCCCCUCUCACUAUCUCUCUCUCUCUCUCUCUCUCUCUCUCUCUCUCUCUUGCUUCUUCCUCUAUCCAUCUAUCCCCAAUGUCCACUUCCACCCCCACUCUCCCAAUGAGUUUCCAAAACAUGAGAACCUAAAACCCAAUACACACAAUUCUCAAAUAACAUAUACAUAUAUCUUUCAUCUCCUCUUGUGGUAAGCAUAUUGGGUAAUCAAUCUCUCCAUAUCUCAUUCAUUCUAUAUAUGUCUCUUGGGUUAUCUUUCUCUUCAUUGGUUCCUUGUCUUUUCCCAACACCAAUUAUAUUGCUUACUUGUGGCUCAAGCUAUAUAUGCUGUCAGGUGUGUUCGGCUUUCGCCGCGCGGAAAUGGCGCCGAGGGGCGGCCGCGGAAAGGCCAAGGGGGAGAAGAAGAGAGAAGAGAAAGUUCUCCCUUUGGCUAUUGAUAUCACAAUAAACCUCCCGGAUGAGUCUCAUGUCGUUCUAAAGGGUAUUUCGACGGACAGGAUCAUCGAUGUACGGCGGCUGCUGGGCGUUAACACCGUCACCUGUGGCAUCACCUGCUACUCUCUCGCCCACGAGGUUCGAGGGUCGCGAUUGAAGGACACUGUCGACGUGGCCGCGUUGAAGCCGUGCGUUCUCACCCUCGUCGAAGAGGACUACGAUGAGGAGCGCGCCGUCGCGCACGUGCGGCGCCUCCUCGACAUCGCCUCCGCCACCUCCUGCUUCGGCCCCCCUCCGCCGCCCCCCGCCGCCUCCGCCGCCGGCGCCGCCGCCGGGAAGGAGAAGGACACCAAGAAGGGCGGCGGCGGCGGCGACGGCGGCGGCANNGAUGCGGAGGCGGAGAUGAGCGGCGCGUGCCCCCGCCUCGGCGCCUUCUACGAGUUCUUCUCCCUCGCCAAUCUCGCCCCACCGAUCCAGUUUGUACGGCGAGUAUCGCAGCCCCGGCAAGAGGAACUACCCUCCGACGACCAUCUCUUCUUUUUCGAAGCGAAGCUUUGUAAUGGGAAGCUGAUAGUGGUGGAGGCUCGCGCUAAAGGGUUUUACAGCUUGGGGAAGCAGCGGGUGUUGUGCCAUAAUCUCGUCGAUCUCUUUAAAUUUCUUAGCCGAGCAUUUGAUAAAGCAUAUGAAGAUCUGAUGAAGGCAUUCUUGGAGCGUAAUAAGUUUGGAAAUCUUCCAUAUGGAUUUCGAGCAAACACAUGGCUCGUUCCGCCGAUUGCCGCACAAUCCCCAUCAACAUUUCCUCCCCUUCCAACUGAGGAUGAAACAUGGGGGGGCAACGGUGGUGGUUGGGGCAGGGAUGGCAAGAGCAAUUUGAUACCUUGGGCCAAUGAGUUCUUGUUCCUAACUUCCAUGCCUUGCAAAACAGCAGAAGAGAGGCAAAUCCGUGAUCGAAGAGCUUUCCUACUGCAUAGCCUAUUUGUAGAUGUAGCGAUCUUUCGAUCCAUUGCAGCUAUAAAGCAUGUUAUGGAGAGAGAGAAUGUGUUGCUUUCAACCAACAGUGACAAAGUUUUGCACUCUGAGACAGUGGGGGAUUUUACCGUCACUGUAACCAAGGAUGCUUCGGAUGCAAGCUGUAAAUUGGAUACGAAGAUAGAUGGAAGUCGUACUAUGGGGAUGGAUUCAAAACGUAUUGCAGAGAGAAACCUACUGAAAGGAAUAACUGCAGAUGAAAACACAGCUGCCCAUGAUUUUGCCACUUUGGGCAUUGUCAAUGUGCGAUAUUGUGGUUACAUUGCAGUAGCGAAAGUCAAUCAUCAUGAUAAAAACAAAGUUCCUUUGCAAACUGUUGACGUCAAAGAUCAACCUGAAGGUGGAGCUAAUGCUUUGAAUAUUAACAGUUUGAGGAUGCUUCUUCAUAAAAGCCCCACAUCAGGAGAGAAAAGAGCAUCAAAUUCUUCAGAAAGUAUGAAGCAUGAAGAACUAACAGUGGCAAGAGAUUUUGUUGAGAAUUUGUUGAAAGAGAGCCUUAGAAAGCUCAUGGAAGACGAUACGGACUCUGAUAUUUUUGUGAGAUGGGAACUGGGAGCCUGCUGGAUACAGCAUUUGCAAGAUCAGAACAAUGCUGAAAAAGAUAAGAAACAGGGUGGUGAAAAAGAUAAAAAGCAGAGUACGGAGAAGUCUACAAAAGAGACAAGAAUUGAGGGCCUCGGGAAGCCUCUUAAAGUUCUUAAGAAUUCCAAGAAGAUAGCAGAUGCUAGUGAUAAUGGAUCUCUGUCGGACAGAAAACUGACUGAUGAAGUGGGUGGUGGCGAAAGCAAAAAAGCCAACUUGCCCUCUGGGCAGUCUGAAGGAGAGAGUAAAGCAACUGGAAAUGAAUCUAGGCUAAGAGAAUUAUUAUCUGAAACUGCAUUUAUGCGGUUAAAAGAAUCAGAAACAGGACUGCAUCUGAAGUCUCCACAGGAAUUAACUGAGAUGGCUUUGAAGUACCAUGAUGAAGUUGCUCUCCCAAAGUUGGUUGCUGAUUUUGCUUCGCUGGAACUUUCACCCGUUGACGGUCGGACUCUUACUGAUUUCAUGCACACCAGAGGCUUAAGAAUGCGCUCUCUAGGGCGAGUUGUCAAGCUUUCUGAGAAGCUUUCACACGUGCAGUCCCUUUGUAUACAUGAGAUGAUAGUAAGAGCUUUCAAGCACAUUCUCCGAUCUGUGAUUGCUGCUGUUUCAGAUACUCAGCAAUUGGCUAUAUCAAUAGCUGCAACACUUAACUUGCUUCUUGGAAUACCUGAUUCUGAAGUAACUGAAAGUUCUCCUAAUCUGCAUCCUCUUGUUUGGAGAUGGCUAGUAACAUUCUUGAAAAAGAGAUAUGAUUGGGAGCUUACUUCCAUGGAUUACCGUGAUGUAAGGAAAUAUGCGAUUCUCAGAGGAUUAUGCCAUAAGGUGGGUCUUGAGUUGGCUCCACAAGACUUUGAUAUGGAUUCUGCUUUCCCAUUUCACAAAUUUGAUAUUGUUAGCCUCAUACCAGUGCAUAAGCAAGUUGCAUGUUCGUCAGCUGAUGGACGGCAACUCUUGGAAUCUUCAAAAACAGCUCUUGACAAGGGCAAACUUGAAGAUGCAGUCAAUUAUGGAACAAAGGCUCUUGCUAAGCUUAUAGCAGUGUGCGGUCCUUAUCAUCGGAUGACAGCUGGAGCAUACAGCCUAUUAGCUGUUGUUCUUUAUCAUACUGGAGAUUUUAAUCAGGCCACAAUUUAUCAGCAAAAGGCUCUAGACAUAAAUGAAAGGGAACUCGGGUUGGAUCAUCCUGACACAAUGAAGAGUUAUGGUGACCUUGCUGUGUUCUAUUACAGACUUCAACAUACAGAGUUGGCUCUUAAGUAUGUGAAGCGCGCAUUGUAUCUCCUGCAUCUUACUUGUGGACCAUCCCAUCCAAAUACAGCUGCUACAUACAUCAAUGUGGCCAUGAUGGAGGAAGGCUUGGGAAAUGUGCAUGUCGCAUUAAGAUACCUCCAUAAAGCGCUGAAAUGCAACCAAAGAUUACUUGGCCCUGACCAUAUUCAGACUGCAGCCAGCUACCAUGCUAUAGCUAUUGCACUCUCCUUGAUGGAAGCAUAUCCAUUGAGCGUUCAACAUGAGCAAACUACCUUGCGAAUUCUGCGAGCAAAGCUUGGUCCCGAUGACUUGCGGACUCAGGAUGCUGCUGCUUGGCUUGAAUAUUUUGAAUCAAAGGCUAUUGAGCAGCAGGAAGCUGUUCGCAAUGGUACCCGGAAGCCUGAUGCGUCCAUUGCUAGCAAAGGCCACCUAAGUGUUUCUGAUCUUCUUGAUUACAUAAAUCCCAACCAGGAGAUCAAAGGUAGAGACUCUGAGUCAACAAGGAGGAGAAGUUUGGGUGUUAAGGCCAAAGGCAAUUCUUCUCUGAACUUGAAUAUUGCAAGCCCUGGGUUGUCUCCUAAAGAGCCAUAUUUAUCAGUUUCAGAUGAGGAAAGGCAAUUCAAUGAAUCCAACCUUAGCCAAGAUGACAACAGCACAAGGAGUCUGAAGAGCUUAAUACCCAAGAAGUCUGAAGAGCCUAAAUUUGAAGUUGAAGUUAAAGACCAGUUAGUAAAGUCUGAAGAGCUUAAAGUUAAAACUGAAGAGAAGCUCACUAUUGUUGAUGAAAUGUUGAGUGAUGAAAUCUCAGGACCAGACGAUGGCUGGCAACCAGUCCAACGGCCCAGAUCAGCGGGAGUUUCUGGAAAGCGAAUUAAGAAAUACCGCACAAAUAGUGAAAGGGCUCAUGAUACUGCUCAAUCCAAGCCAAAGUUUUCUUAUUCGAGCAGCCACUAUUACGUAGUAAAGAAACGGAUUGUAACCCCUGGUAGCCACACAGAUCAUACAAAUGAGAUAGUUCAGCCACCAAAUGUCAAAUUUAGUCGUAAAGUGUACAGAUCUGUAUCAUACAGAGUGAAGUCGGUGAAUUCAUCUACGGAGGAGAUUGAUAAUUCUAUGAUUUUCAGUGAGAAAACAAAUGCUCAAGUGGAAUCACCAUCUCUUUAUAACAUUGCAUCCAAAGAUCAAAGGGAGGGUGAGUCACAGAAUACUCUGAUUGCUAGUCUUGAAAAUGCGCCAUCAUACAAAGAUGUUGCGCUUGCACCUCCAGGAACAAUUAUUAAGGCUCAAAUCCAGAGAUCUAAAGAUGAUUUGCCAACGAAUCAGGAAAUAUCUACCCAGAAAGAUGGGCAUGAAAUGAAGAAUUUAUCAGCAGUUAAAGAUCAUGAAAGUGAUAUACUGGCAAAUAGGAAAUUGUCAAAUGAAACAGAUGAACAAGAAAGGAAGGGUUUGCUUGUGGUUAGUGAUCAUGUGGAAAAAUCGACUGUGGCAGCUAACAUAGAUGAGACCAAGCAAGAAGAUAACUGUGUUGAGGAAGUGGGAAUUGCUGCAAAGCAAGUAGAAGUAGAAAACCAGAAAACUAGCGAAGAAGGCUCAACUGAUUUGUCAUCACUACAUAUUGAAGUAGCUUUAUCUGGGAUACAUAGUGAUGAGGGGCAAGAAGUGAUACAUAGUAUUGAAUCUUUAGAAUCAACUGUUCGGGAGAACGCUGACCUCUCAACUGACAAACCUAAAGGGGAAUCAUUACAUGGAGCUUUAUCAAGCAGCAUUGGAAUCAGUACCAAUUCAUUCUCUAUAGAAAAUCAAGAGAAUCUUGAAGAAAAAUUUGGUGGCCCUGAGGAAUCUGGAGGCAGUGGUCCAAAACCAAAACUGGAGUUGAACAUUGUUGAUGCUAGAGACAUCCCUAAUAAGAAGUUGUCUGCUUCUGCUGCACCGUUUAACCCCUCUCCUCCCGUUGUUCUCAGCCCUGUGCCUGUAAAUGUCAGCCUUUCUCCAAAUGGUCCCAUUCCUGCAGUUGGGCCUUGGUCCAUGAGUGUUUCUCUUCACUCUCGGCCCGCACCUCUAAUGCCUACCGCACCUCCUCUCUGCACAUCUCCCCACCUCCCUUACCCUCCUUCCCCUCGGCCCCCUAACAUUUUACAUCCCUUGCCAUUUAUCUACCCACCAUACACUCAGCCUCAAGCUGUUCCAACCACCACAUUUGCUAUGAACAAUAACAUGUUUCAACCUAACCACUAUUCUUGGCAAUGCAAUAUGAAUCCAAGUACACCCGAGUUCGUGCCAGUAUCAAUAUGGCCAGGAUGUAGUCCAGUUGAUUUCCCUAUUGUGCCACCGCCUAUUAUAAAUCCUAUUUCUGCAUCUUUGCCGGAACCAUUGGUUCAGUCUCAUGUUGUAAGUGUGGAUUUGACACCCUCACUUGACUGUGAUAUUGUGAAAACAAUUGAGAAAGAUGAGGGUACAGAGGUAUCUGCGACAGUGGAAACUGGAAAUGCUGUUGCUAAUAACUAUUUACCAAAUGAGGGAGAAUCUGGAGAAGAUGACUUGAAAAAAGUAGUUACUAAUGAACUGAAACCUGAGAUAACUUCUAAAGAAAAUAAUAGUACAACGAAAAUUGGUGAAAGACGUCCCAUGAAAAAAGUUACAAGAUAUGAAGGCGAUGGGACCUUUAGCAUUUACGUGAAGGGGAAAAGUCGGAAGCAGACUCUCAGAGUGCCUGUGAAUUUGCUGAGUAGGCCGUACGGAUCGCAUUCUUUCAAAAUAGUUUACAACAGAGUAGUUAGAGGAAAUGACAUUCCAAGACCAGCAGAUGUUAUAUUGGGUGAAGAUGUCGGAACAACCAAAGCAUAAGCAGCAAGUAAUGGAAGUUCUCUGAAUGAAUCAAAUAAGAAGUGUCUACAACUUUUUCGGCCAGAACAAAUUAGCUAUUACUUUCUUGCUUUGGUAUUCUUCAGUGUUCUACUGUUUCCUAGCAAGUGAUUGUAUACAGACAAAUUGGCCAUCUAAUCUGACAAUGCAUUCUGACAGCAAGGAUAUGCUUCCUUUGAUGCCUCAGGUGGCCACCCUUCAUAUAUAGUCUUUGCAAGCUGCUUCAUGAGCCACAAAUAUGGUUUCCAUUUCAAAAAGGAUUACUUCAUGAUUAUAUUAUAUCUAACAAACUGAGGCCUACUGAUCAUGCUCGUACUUUUAAGCUGUCUUCUUCGUUCAUUAUUCAGCUGCCGUCCAUCACAUUCUUGUGUCACUUUGACAGCUGAUGCUUCCAAUCCAGUUUGGCAUUUUAUUCAUUUUGGGAGUAAAGAAGAUUAAAGGUGAAGUCAGAGAGAGCACGCGGAUAGGUGAUUAUUAUUCUAACAAUUUUUUUUUUCUUUUCUUUUCUUUUUUUCCUCUUUUUUUUUCUGGUUGGGGGGAGAGAAGACCAUCUUUGUUAGAUUUUGGAUUGCGUUGCCUUCAAAAAGAAUCUCUCUAUUUGAUAGACUCCUACCAUGGGUUCCUUGUCCUUUUCCAUAUUGCUUAUUUAGCUCUUUAUAUUGAAGAGGCUCUUAUGGGUAUUUUGUGAUUGCUACUAUAUUAUUUGGUGGUGUUUUGAGAAGCAAAAAUGUCCAUAAGACAUUCUCCAUGACUUUUUUUAGCUGGAAAACUAUUUUUUU
This is a messenger RNA of Ananas comosus (pineapple), 6957 nucleotides long. Its product is annotated as protein TSS. The coding region runs from base 344 to 6160 and encodes 1938 amino acids. Gene Ontology annotation, cellular component: cytoplasm. The record is from RefSeq and is a predicted model, not a curated record. The transcript has 27 exons. NCBI's taxonomy places the organism in Eukaryota, Viridiplantae, Streptophyta, Magnoliopsida, Poales, Bromeliaceae. Gene Ontology annotation, molecular function: protein binding. Gene Ontology annotation, biological process: organelle organization.